UUACAAGUGGGAAGUGUUAAGUGUGCUAAAGUGUGCCCUGGUAUAUAUCAAAGAAAAUGGAUUAUUUAGUGAAAAUGUACGAUGAAUACAGUUAUGUGGAUAAGCUAGCAGAUAGCAGGACUAAAGGAUGGGCAUUUGUGGAUUCAAUAUAUACUGUGAUAGCAGCAGUUGCCAUUUACAAUUGGGCUGUCCGACGAGGCAUUGAAUACAUGAAAAAUCGACCAGCGUACAAUUUGAAAGGACUCAUUCUCAUCUACAAUCUCCUUGUGGCCCUUGUCAAUGCCUACAUUUUACUGGAAACUGUCAUUUGUACAACAGCCCUCAAUUACGGAUUGUUCUGCAAUGAGAAUGCCAAGAACAAUAGGGAUCCCUUGGAGAUGCGGUUGGCCAAUAUCUCAUGGUUGUUCUAUAUUGCAAAAUAUAUUGAGCUUUUUGAUACGGUAUUCUUCGUGCUGAGAAAGAAGGAGCAAAACUUGAGCUUUCUACAUAUCUACCAUCACAGUAGUAUAGUAUUCUUCAUUUGGAUCCGUGUCAAAUGGUUCCCGACUGGAAACAGUUUCCUAACCAUCAUCAUAAAUUCUGGAGUUCAUGUUGUUAUGUAUCUCUACUAUGGACUAACUCUACUUGGUCCCAAGGUGGCAAAAUAUCUUUGGUGGAAGAAAUACUUAACGAUACUGCAAUUAGCACAAUUCCUUUUCGGCGUCUACGUUCAUUUUGUCUCAAUGAAGAUGAACUGUACCUUCUACCCAAAAUGGUACAGCAUCACAGAAAUCAUCUAUGUCGUCAUAUUUAUCUUCCUCUUCACGCAUUUCUACAUGAAAGCAUAUUCAACUGGGACAAAGCACAAGAAGAUCUCGUAAAGGGUACCACCACCAAAGAAAAAUAUAUAUAAGUGUAAUUAGUGAAUAAAAAAAUGACUCCCAAAUGGAAGUUUAAUGACACC
This is a messenger RNA of Phlebotomus papatasi, 943 nucleotides long. RefSeq names its product elongation of very long chain fatty acids protein 4-like. Gene Ontology annotation, cellular component: endoplasmic reticulum membrane. Gene Ontology annotation, molecular function: fatty acid elongase activity. The transcript is spliced from 6 exons. NCBI's taxonomy places the organism in Eukaryota, Metazoa, Arthropoda, Insecta, Diptera, Psychodidae. The coding region runs from base 57 to 860 and encodes 267 amino acids. The record is from RefSeq and is a predicted model, not a curated record. Gene Ontology annotation, biological process: fatty acid elongation, monounsaturated fatty acid; very long-chain fatty acid biosynthetic process; fatty acid elongation, saturated fatty acid.